Hemicordylus capensis (graceful crag lizard) is the source of this 2400-nucleotide messenger RNA. It is a transcript of the gene EEF1D, whose product is annotated as eukaryotic translation elongation factor 1 delta. The record is from RefSeq and is a predicted model, not a curated record. The transcript has 10 exons. Gene Ontology annotation, cellular component: cytosol; eukaryotic translation elongation factor 1 complex. The coding region runs from base 16 to 2346 and encodes 776 amino acids. Gene Ontology annotation, molecular function: guanyl-nucleotide exchange factor activity; translation elongation factor activity. Gene Ontology annotation, biological process: translational elongation. Lineage: Eukaryota; Metazoa; Chordata; Lepidosauria; Squamata; Cordylidae.
CAGAUCUCUAGUGACAUGGAGUCCCAUAAUUAUGUAAUGCUGUGCAGAACCUUUUCUCUGUGCCGUUGCAUCUUGAAGGAGAGCAUAAUUCACAAGAUGAGGACAAGAAAGCUGCUUUAUCCAGCAGAAAAGGUCUGGGUGGACAAGCACAAGUACGACGAGGCAGAAAGGCUCCACUACGAAAGGGAAGCUACCCUUGCAGCCUCUGCUGCUGGGGCUUGCCAAGAGAUGGUGGCCGUGAACGGCUUCUACCAUGAUGAGCCUAUCGAGGAAGAGCUAAAAGAAGACCUGCAAAAGGCAGGAAAUGGGAAGAAACAAAAGAAGAGGAAGUGCACACCCAGAGCCAGGCCCUUGGAUCCAAAAGUGGAUUUUGUCUUGGCUGGGUUAUUAGCUGACUCUGUGUGGUUUGACAAGCCUCUUUUCGAUCGGGCAGAAGCUGCCUACAGAAAGAAGCUUGCUGAAGUGUUGUCGCAGACGGCUCCUGAGAUGCCCCUGGGUGCUAAGCAGUCUGCACUUGUGCCUUGGUCAGAAGUAGAGUUCCAAGGUGGUGUUAAGCCAGAGAGGAACGUGGCCAUCUUGCACUGUGCCCAUGGCAGCCUGAUUGCUUGUCACCAUGUGAUUCAGGAUGUUUGGGUCAACAAGUUCAACUUUGACGAUGCUGAGAAGGUGUUUGUUGAAAGAUCCCAGUUGGCUGUUUUGCCGCACUUUUUGGAUCUCCCAUCUGUGCUCUUGCACACUAACAAGACCAGCCCUGGACAGACGACGCCCGAUGAAGGCUAUGUGACUGCCCUGCCCACCCCCUCAACCCCAGCCACUCCAGCCCUGUCCACAGAUGUGGCUCAUACUGAUGCUUCAUUUGCUUCCCCCAGUCUGCUUGGUGCUUCAAACCAGACAGUAAAUGGCAAACCUCAGAUGUCUGGCUUACGGGCCCUGAUCUCAGAGGUGUGGCUGGAGAAGCCUAUUUAUGACGAGGCAGAGAGGUGUUUCUAUACAAACAUGUUUGAUGGGCACCCUCCAGGAAAGGUGAGGUUGCAGGAACGUGGGCGGCCGGAAUCCUCAAAAAAGGGCCGGAAAGACAAAAAGAAUCGUAGCGCAGGGAAGCUGAUGGCCGGCAGAAGGGGGAAUCAUUCUGCUGCUUCUGCUACCAGAAGCAUACCUCAAGAUGCAUCCUCUCCACCUACCUGGUAUUUCAUGCACAAAGACAGUGAGUCCUCGUGGCUUAGCAAGCCCACAUAUGAUAGUGCUGAAGCACAGUAUUAUGCAUCCGAGGCUUUGAAACUGGCAAACAAACAGGAGAGUGCAAGAACCUUCGAAGCAACAGUAGCAAAGCCAUCACAGCCUCCUGCCUGGGCUUCGAGUGCACCAGAGUCUAAAAAAAUGGCAGGCAGCUUCCUCAUGCAUGAGAAGAUCUGGUUUGAUAAGUUCAAGUACGACGAUGCUGAGAAGAGAUACUACGAACAGAUGAACGGUCCAGUUCCCGGCUCUUCGCACCAGAAGGAGAACGGAGCCAGCACGAUCCUACGCGACAUUGCCAGAGCCAGGGAGAAUAUCCAGAAGUCGCUGGCCGGACUCAAGACAGUUUUGCAAAACCCUCAUGAAGCCCCUCCUGCUCGUCGCAAGAAGCAGUCAGGUCGUGCGACUAGUGUGAGCAGCACAUCUUCAACAGGACCUGGUGGAGACCAAAUUGAGCUGGUCACUAGGAUUGCAAGCCUGGAGGUGGAGAAUCAGAACCUUCAUACUGUGGUUGCAGACCUCCAGCUCGCUAUCUCCAGACUGGAAACUCGCCUGAGUUUGCUGGAAAAAGUAUCUACCUCUCAUCAUCCUUCCCCAGCACCACCAACGCAGCAUGUCACCCCCAUGAAGAAGAUGGAGCCUCUGGCUGCCUCCUCAAGGAAAGUUGAGCUGCCGGCUGCUUCACCUGCAAAGAAAGAAACCCCUGCUGCUGAGGAGGAGGAGGAGGAUGACGACAUCGACCUCUUUGGCAGCGACGAUGAGGAGGAAGACCAGGAGGCUGCCCGAAUUCGGGAAGAGCGACUACAGCAGUAUGCAGCAAAGAAGUCCAAAAAGCCUGGCCUGAUUGCCAAGUCCUCCAUCCUCUUGGACGUAAAGCCUUGGGAUGAUGAAACGGACAUGGCCAAGAUGGAGGAGUGUGUGCGAUCCGUUCAAAUGGAUGGUCUGGUUUGGGGAGCCUCCAAACUGGUCCCUGUAGGUUAUGGCAUCAAGAAACUCCAAAUUCAGUGUGUGGUGGAGGAUGACAAGGUUGGGACGGAUAUACUAGAGGAGGAGAUCACCAAGUUUGAAGACUACGUGCAGAGUGUUGACAUAGCUGCUUUCAACAAGAUCUAACAGCAAACCUUUACACUUUCUAAAGCUAAUAAAAGGUCAGGAGUUGGACAGCAA